GUUAUCUAUCUUUUUCUUUUUUCAAUAGAACCAUUUUAGAAAAACGAUAAUGUGUAUUCCUCGAUUAUUUGUCGGUUGCAUUCAAAUGGAAACGGAAGAACUAUUGCAUUUAAAAAGAAUUUAGAAGAUGGAAUUUUUUGUGUUAUUAUCUUUCAUGGGAUUAUACUUAGUUGACAACUCAUCAGCUCAUAUUUUAAAACUGAACACGUUAUCGGAUGUUGACUCCAACAAAGAUACUGAACUCUUUGUUCAUGAUCCUUCACCUACAGUUGCAGAAAAUAACGGAACUGAAGUCAAUGACACACUUGUGCAGCAUGGUGAAACGUUUAUAGAGACUUUCACAGAGAGUUUGGCUGCGUUGAUAAGUGUCCCAAUAGUUGGAGUUAUAAUUUUUUGCUGCUGCUGUUAUUGCUGCUGUAAGGUAUGCUGUGAUGAUGAAGAGGAAAAAACUCAAGUUAUUGUUAUGAACAGUCCAGUUAGCGCAGCUCCAGCGAACCCAAUCAUAAUUCAGAAUAAUUAGUACUUGGAUUAAACAAUGAUGUUAAUCAAGGUCAAUAAAUGCUUUUAUAUUU
Molecule: messenger RNA, 572 nt
Organism: Uloborus diversus
Lineage: Eukaryota; Metazoa; Arthropoda; Arachnida; Araneae; Uloboridae
Exons: 5
Coding region: 128-520 (130 amino acids)
Source: RefSeq, a predicted model, not a curated record